AAACCAUAAUUGUUAGAUACACUAUGAAUAUGCGUGGCCCAAAUACAAAGAUGUUAAUUCUUUACAGAACAUUUCCACAGUUUUUUGCACCAUAAAUGUUGAUAAGAUUAUGAGGAUAUAUAUUUGUUUUUUUAACUCCCGCUUGAAGUAGUUUUUUUUAUUAGAUCUGAACAUAUGUACAAGUAGAUGUCUGGAUAAUAUGGUUAUAGACGAUAAAGGUUAAGACAGUUAUAUCUCCAAAAACAAUAGGCUAAUAAAUUGGCAGUUAAUGACUGGUCUUGUCGGGGGAUAUAAAACCAAUAGUGGUUGCUCGCAGAUACGCUUAGUUUUUGUCGCGAUGUCUUCCGAUUCACUUCGUAUAAUACAAAUUUUAUUGCUCUGUGCUUGCAGUGCCUUCGCGGCCAGUGAUGUCGAUUGGUGGGAGUCGGCCACGCUCUACCAAAUCUAUCCACGCUCCUUUAUGGAUAGUGAUGGCGACGGUGUGGGUGAUUUGAAUGGCAUUACGUCGCGGCUGGCAUUCCUCAAGGAAAUAGGCGUGACCGCCACUUGGCUGUCGCCCAUCUUCGAGUCACCAAUGGCCGAUAUGGGUUAUGACAUUUCGAAUUUCACGAAAGUUGAACCACUGUUCGGCACAAUGGAGGAUUUUGAUGCUAUGGUGGCAAAAGCGCAUGAGUUAGGCUUGAAGAUCAUUCUAGAUUUUGUGCCAAAUCAUUCGAGUGACGAGUGUGAGUGGUUUCAAAAGUCUAUAAGACGUGAGGAUGGUUAUGAUGACUUCUAUAUAUGGGACGACGGUAAGAUAGAUCCACAAACGGGUGUACGUAUACCACCAAGCAAUUGGAAUUCGGAGGUCAAUGGCUCGGCAUGGUCGUGGAACGAGCAGCGCCAACAGUAUUAUUUUCACUGGUUUCUAUUUAAGCAACCGGAUUUGAAUCUUAGAAAUCCAAUGGUGCGCCAACGUUUAAUCGAUAUUAUGAAAUUUUGGCUGGCGCGCGGCGUCGAUGCUUUUCGCAUCGAUGCUGUGCCACAUUUUUUUGAAAUGCGCUUAGCGAAUGGCACAUAUCCAGACGAGCCAGUUAGUGGAAUUACUAACGACACAAAUAGUAACAAGUACCACUCACACAUUUACACAUUUAAUCAGCCCGAGAAUUUGGAGAUAUUGUACGAAUGGCGUGAGGUUUUAGACGAGUACCAGCGUCAACAUGGUGGCGACACACGCGCUAUGGUGGCUGAAGCUUAUGCAACUGCCGACAUUUUAAGCGACUAUAUCAGCAAUGGCACCCAUUUCGGCACUCAACUGCCCAUGAAUUUCAACUUUAUAAGUUUGAGAAGCAAUAUGAAUGCGAAAGACAUUGAAAGAUUUGCCAAUAGUUGGAUGGAUGUUAUAUGGACCAAACACAAAACAGCCAACUGGGUGUUCGGCAAUCAUGACAACAGUCGCCCGGCGACGCGCAUAGGUGAAAAACGAGCUGAUAUGAUGACGAUUAUAGCACACGCUCUGCCUGGCACAUCCGUUACUUAUUAUGGUGAUGAAAUCGGUAUGACCGAUUAUGACACUAAAUGUACGCCCAGCAAUUGCGACUUCCGUGACCCCGUACGGACACCACUGCAGUGGAGUUCUGCAAAAAAUGGCGGUUUCAGCACAGGCAACUCAACAUGGUUGCCCGUCAAUUCAAAUUUCAAGACACUCAAUGUACAGCGACAGCGAGGCGUUGCACGUAGCACACUGAAUAUAUACAAAGGUAUGACAGCACUUAAGAAAACGCUUGCUUUCAAAUCGUACAAGGAGGAGGGUGGUUUCGCGUAUGAGGCUUUGACAGAGCAAGUCUUUCAAAUUAUUAGAACGGCACCAAAACUUGAGGAGUAUCGUGUGCUUGCCAACUUCGGACGUCAGAUCGAGUAUUUAUAUGGUUUGACAAAUAAAACUAUGGAGUAUGUCUUACUUAACGCUUACUCGCCGCACAGAUUCGGUGAUAAAGUGGACUUGAGCAAACGAAUUACCCUAAUGCCCUAUGAAGCUGUGGUGCUGCGAUGGGUUGCUUGAAGUAUUUAUAAGAAUUAAUUUAAAUUUAAAUGUAAUGGCCGCCAAAAGCAGGGAUGCAUAGAUAUUUUCAAUUUAUACCUCACAUUUUUCCAACAGACAAACAUGUUGUGAUUGAUUGUACUUCAAUACAUUUAUUUAUGAUAUGCAAAGUUUAAAGAGGAACAAGUAAAAAUGAACAGAUAAAAAUUGCAUAUUAAA
Bactrocera oleae (olive fruit fly) is the source of this 2239-nucleotide messenger RNA. RefSeq names its product maltase A2. Gene Ontology annotation, biological process: carbohydrate metabolic process. NCBI's taxonomy places the organism in Eukaryota, Metazoa, Arthropoda, Insecta, Diptera, Tephritidae. The record is from RefSeq and is a predicted model, not a curated record.